GGCCCAGACCCGCUCCCUUCACUUCUGCCUUAGCUCCAGGAUCCCGGUUGCGCCAGUAUUUUACACCAAUUUACCACCACUUUUACUACAACGAAUGGUUGCUUUCCACUUUUGUGAAUUCCCCCCAUGUGUGGGGGCCCCUAAGGUGGCAAGUGGCAGAAGAUGCCCCAGUCCGAUGCUGCCCUGACACAAAGCCACAGAAGUGGUUGGGGGUUAAUUUUUCAUUGCUGGUAGCUAAAAUCUCUCAUCUGCCACUAUAACAGUUCCCAGGAUGUUGUUGGCACAGGAGUAACGAGUAUAACCUGUUGUGUGUGAGUGAGAAAGGGAACUGUGUGGUGUAAUGGAGCACUAGGUACUGAGAGGAAUUUGGUUUAUAAGAAGAGCCCAAUAUAGUUGUGUCCCUCCUUCCCCUGUGUCUCCUGACAGUUUCUCGGCUGAGGUGAAUUUGCUGCCGGUUUCUCGGCUGAGGUGAAUUUGGCGCCGGUUUAUCGGCUGAGGUGAAUUUGCCGCCGGUUUCUCGGCUGAGGUUAAUUUGCCGCCGGUUUCUCGGCUGAGGUGAAUUUGUUGCCGGUUUCUCGGCUGAGGUGAAUUUGCUGCCGGUUUCUCGGCUGAGGUGAAUUUGCUGCCGGACCAGUCUCUGCUGCAUAAGGCGGAGUCAGUGAGUCUCCUCCCCCUGUCCAAUCAUUGUCACACGAACCUCCGCUGCAUCUGGGCUUUUCUCACGGUCUGUCUGUGUGGGUCUCAGUUUGGGUCAGAGGGAGACAAAGGAGACGCAGCAGAAGAUCGUGUGAGUAAGCGGAGAGCAGCCAUGGUGUGACUCCUCCUCCUCCCGCUCUGCUCCCCGGCGGCUCUUUAUUCCCAGCCUGACACUGACAAUGGCUAAACAAUACGAUGUUCUGUUCCGGCUGCUCCUCAUCGGGGACUCCGGGGUCGGCAAGACCUGUUUGUUGUGCAGAUUCACCGACAAUGAAUUCCACCCUUCCCACAUCUCCACUAUAGGAGUUGAUUUCAAAAUGAAGACAAUAGAGGUUGAUGGGAUCAAAGUACGAAUACAAAUCUGGGACACAGCUGGUCAAGAAAGAUACCAGACAAUUACCAAACAGUACUAUAGAAGAGCACAGGGUAUAUUCCUAGUCUAUGAUAUAACAAGUGAACGUUCCUACCAGCAUAUCAUGAAAUGGGCAAGUGAUGUAGAUGAGUAUGCACCGGACGGAGUUCAGAAAAUUUUAAUUGGGAACAAAGCUGAUGAAGAACAAAAACGACAGGUUGGAAAAAAUCAGGGGUUAAAGAUUUUUCAUCCGAUUUUCAAGAUUUUUUCAUCCGUAAACUUAGAAUCUUUGCCGAAAACUUCAGGCUAUUGCCAAAAACCCAGCGCACAUCAAAAAAUCAUUGGGACCACUCCCAUUGACUUAUAUGCAACAAUUAAAGCUGCACGGUCCUACAGUGAUUGAUAAUAGUUCAUAGGGUGUUAAUUGUAAGCAUCUCAUAAUGCUAAACAAAAUUGUAUUGGCUUUAUCACUUUCUCACCCUGUAACAACUAUGACCUGGGUGUAGAAACCCCAGGUUAGACGCUUCAGCGUAAAUCACAAUGAAAGAAAGCCGCCAGAGGACGGGAAAACACUCGCCCGACGAGUCAAGUGGUCCGGGUGCAUCACAAUAUGAAGAAGAUACGUACAUGCCUAUGAGUACGAAUCGUUCAGGAUGUAAUGGUUUUAACCUGUUGAAAUAAAAAGCUGAAUUUUACCUAAAGAGAGGUCUCCGGAGUGCUUGCUGAUCUUCUUCAUAUUCUAUGCAACCUCGACAAGUCUUAGAUGCUGGAUUUUCUGAUUCUGACUUUUCUAUCCUCUGGGUUUAAUAAAUUCCCCAAAAAAAUCGUGAUUUUUUAAAAGUACAAUUUUAUAUUAAAAAAAUCACAAAUUUUUCAUGAUUUUUGCAUUCAUAGUUUAGUAAAUAACCCCCAUAGUGUGUUGGCUCAUGUAAAUGAUCUUAUUUCAAAGGGAUAUGCUGGCCCCUGCAUCUGAUUUAGCCAAAUUGCCGACGGAAGACCAGACUCAUGACCAUUUCAGUUUACAAUAUUUUCCACCAAAUUAACUCGUAAUCUGAUUAUUUGGCUUAAUCAUUGUGUGCACCCAGUUUUAAGAAUUUAUUCCGCGUCUCUAGCAUUUAUUAGCACUUCAGCUUCAUUGUUUAAAAAAAAAUAUAUAGAUUAUCCAAACUAUGACUCACAUGCAUUAAAGGAUAAGUAAACCUUAAAAAUAAGUGAAUUUAAAAUGAUGAGGGU
Molecule: messenger RNA, 2281 nt
Organism: Xenopus laevis (African clawed frog)
Lineage: Eukaryota; Metazoa; Chordata; Amphibia; Anura; Pipidae
Gene: rab15.S
Product: RAB15, member RAS oncogene family S homeolog
Exons: 6
Coding region: 876-1451 (191 amino acids)
Biological process (GO): Rab protein signal transduction
Cellular component (GO): plasma membrane
Molecular function (GO): G protein activity; GTP binding; GTPase activity
Source: RefSeq, a predicted model, not a curated record